This is a messenger RNA of Penicillium odoratum, 1623 nucleotides long. RefSeq lists its product as uncharacterized. The transcript is spliced from 3 exons. Bases 1 to 1623 code for a protein of 540 amino acids. Gene Ontology annotation, molecular function: transmembrane transporter activity. Gene Ontology annotation, biological process: transmembrane transport. NCBI's taxonomy places the organism in Eukaryota, Fungi, Ascomycota, Eurotiomycetes, Eurotiales, Aspergillaceae. The record is from RefSeq and is a predicted model, not a curated record.
AUGUCUUUACAUGUGAACACAGACUUGAAAAAGGAUGCUCUUAUCACAGAGCGUUCUAUUCAUUCCAGCAGCAGUACCAGCAGCCCUACCUUGUCUCCUACUAUAUCCGUUGGGAAUCUUUCCGCUUCAACCACUGCCACAGACAUCAAUAUUGAGAAGCAGUCUCCUGCACCACCACCGUACCAUGUCUUUACUCGCUCUCGCAAAUUGCAGAUGGUCUGUAUCGUCUCGCUCGCCGCCAUCUUCUCCCCACUCUCCUCCAACAUCUAUUUUCCUGCUCUUGGAACUAUAUCAAAGGAGUUGGAUGUCUCUAUGUCUUUGACUACCUUGACUGUCACCGUGUACAUGAUUGUUCAAGGCCUUGCCCCUAGCUUCUGGGGCUCUUUCUCCGAUGCUAUUGGUCGGCGAGGAAUCUUCAUCGGUACCUUUAUUGUCUAUAUGAUUGCGAACAUUGCACUAGCAGUGUCAGACAAUUACGGCGAGCUGAUGGCUUUUCGAGCCCUUCAAGCCGCCGGUAGUGCCGCGACCAUCUCCAUCGGUGCAGGUGUGAUUGGAGACAUCACCACUUCGGCCGAGAGAGGAAGUCUCGUAGGUAUCUUCGGAGGAGUUCGAAUGCUCGGCCAAGGCGUCGGUCCCGUCUUCGGUGGUAUCUUGUCCCAAUACCUGGGAUACAGGUCCAUCUUCUGGUUCCUCACUAUCUUGGCUGCUAUUAGUAUCUUCUCGAUUAUGUUCUUCCUUCCCGAGACUCUCCGUUCCGUUGCUGGCAAUGGCACUGUUCCCCUCUAUGGUCUCCAUAAGCCAUUCAUUUACUACAUCACUGGUCAACCCGAUGUUGACGAACAUGCAAAGCCCAUCGGAGAACAGAAAAAGGUUACCUUGAAGACCGUUGUUGCCCCUCUCGCUUUCCUCGCCGAGAAGGAUGUCUUCAUCACCCUGUUCUUCGGUGCCAUCGUGUAUACCGUCUGGUCCAUGGUGACGUCGUCCACUUCACAGCUCUUCGAAGAAACCUACGGCUUGGACACAUUGGAGGUUGGCUUGACUUUCCUCGGUAACGGAUUCGGCUGCAUGUCUGGCUCUUACACUACCGGGUACUUGAUGGAUUUCAACCACAAGCGAACGGAGCGUGAUUAUUGUCGACAGAACAACUUGCCUCUUGAUACCCGCAUCACGACCAAAACUCACCCCGACUUUCCCAUCGAGUACGCUCGUAUGCGGAAUACCUGGUGGAUCACCGCGCUGUUUAUUGUCUGCACGGCUGUUUAUGGUGUUUCGCUGCAUACGCAUAUCGCUGUUCCGAUUAUCCUGCAGUAUUUUAUCGCUUACUGCGCUACUGCUAUCUUCACUAUCAAUAGUGCUUUGAUCAUUGAUCUGUACCCUGGAGCGAGUGCUAGUGCUACUGCGGUGAAUAACCUGAUGCGGUGCCUGAUCGGUGCAGGUGGUGUUGCUCUCGUCACACCUAUCAUUGAUGCCGUGGGCUCGACAUUCGCUUUCGUUUUGUUGGCUGGUAUUACAUUGGCCAUGGUUCCACUGUUAAUAGUUGAGAUGAGGUGGGGUGCUGGAUGGCGCAUGAAGCGCAAUGAGCGCCUCAAGGCGAAGGCCGAUGAGUCGAUUCAGGAGUCUUAA